CCAUGGGGGCUAUUAUCAUAGACAUAGAUCUAGAUCUAAACGCUUUGUAUAAUUUUCCUGUAUUAAUUUUUUUUUUUAGUACCAGUAACAGUUUUAAUUUUACCCCCGUCAAUCACUUGACUGUAUAUUAGAAAAGGCUGAAAUAAACAACAAAAAGUCCUCUAGAUACAAAAUGACAGACCAACAAACCACAAAUUUACCUGAUGAUAUUUGGCUAAUUCGGCCUUGUGAAGUUUACAAAGAAGAGUACAAAGAUUGUAAAAGUUUAUUAAGUCGAGUUUAUCAGCAUUAUGUUUAUGGCACACAGCAAGACUGUAGUCAGUGGAUGACAGAUUUCAAUAAUUGUAUGAAAUUUCGGCUAACCAGAGAUACAGAAGCUGCAGUAUCUUUAGUUGCCAUAGAAACAGAAAGAAGACAGAAAAGAUUGCAACUAGCCAAGGACAAUGAUGUGUGGGAAUACAGAAAAAGACCACCCCCUGAGUGGUUAGCUCCUCUAGAAACUAAAUAAAUACAUAUUUCUCAUACUUUAUAUAAGUUUCCUAAAUUAUAUACAAUACAAUAAAGUACAAAUAAAAAUA
This is a messenger RNA of Biomphalaria glabrata, 578 nucleotides long. RefSeq names its product UPF0545 protein C22orf39 homolog. The coding region runs from base 173 to 508 and encodes 111 amino acids. The transcript has 4 exons. The record is from RefSeq and is a predicted model, not a curated record. NCBI's taxonomy places the organism in Eukaryota, Metazoa, Mollusca, Gastropoda, Planorbidae.